Propithecus coquereli (Coquerel's sifaka) is the source of this 1500-nucleotide messenger RNA. RefSeq names its product glycosyltransferase 8 domain containing 1 (gene GLT8D1). The transcript is spliced from 9 exons. Gene Ontology annotation, molecular function: glycosyltransferase activity. Gene Ontology annotation, cellular component: Golgi apparatus. NCBI's taxonomy places the organism in Eukaryota, Metazoa, Chordata, Mammalia, Primates, Indriidae. The record is from RefSeq and is a predicted model, not a curated record. The coding region runs from base 34 to 1149 and encodes 371 amino acids.
AUAACUAAUAUUUAUAUAAGACAGAAGAGAAAAAUGUCAUUCCGUAAAGUAAACAUCGUCAUCUUGGUCCUGGCUGUUGCUCUCUUCUUACUGGUCUUGCACCAUAACUUCCUCAGCUUGAGCAGUUUGCUGAGGAAUGAGGUUUCAGAUUCAGGAAUUGUGGGGCUUCAGCCUAUAGACUUUGUCCCAAAUGCUCCCCGACAUGCAGCAGACUGGAGACAAGAGGAGAUUCCUGUGGUCAUUGCUGCAUCUGAAGACAGGCUUGGAGGGGCCAUUGCAGCCAUAAACAGCAUUCAGCACAACACUCAUUCCAAUGUGAUUUUCUACAUUGUUACGCUCAAUAAUACAGCAGACCAUCUCCGGUCCUGGCUCAACAGUGAUCCCCUGAAAAGCAUCAGGUACAAAAUUGUGAAUUUUGACACUAAACUUUUGGAAGGGAAAGUAAAGGAGGAUCCUGACCAAGGGGAAUCCAUGAAACCAUUAACCUUUGCAAGGUUCUACUUGCCAAUUCUGGUUCCCAGUGAAAAGAAGGCCAUAUAUAUGGACGAUGAUGUAAUUGUGCAAGGUGAUAUUCUUGCCCUUUUUAAUACACCACUGAAGCCAGGACAUGCAGCUGCAUUUUCAGAAGAUUGUGAUUCAAUCUCUACUAAAGUUGUCAUCCGUGGAGCAGGGAACCAGUACAAUUAUAUUGGCUAUCUUGACUAUAAAAAGGAAAGAAUUCGUAAGCUUUCCAUGAAAGCCAGCACCUGCUCAUUUAAUCCUGGAGUUUUUGUUGCAAACCUGACAGAAUGGAAACGACAGAAUAUAACAAACCAGCUGGAAAAAUGGAUGAAACUCAAUGUGGAAGAGGGACUAUACAGCAGAACACUGGCUGGCAGCAUCACAACACCUCCUCUACUUAUCGUAUUUUAUCAACAGCACUCCACCAUUGAUCCUAUGUGGAAUGUCCGCCACCUUGGUUCCAGUGCUGGAAAACGAUAUUCACCCCAGUUUGUAAAAGCUGCCAAGUUACUCCAUUGGAAUGGACACUUUAAGCCAUGGGGAAGGACUGCUUCAUAUAUGGAUGUUUGGGAAAAAUGGUAUAUUCCAGAUCCAACAGGCAAAUUCAGCCUAAUCCGAAGAUAUACAGAGAUCUCAAACAUAAAAUGAAAUAGAAUUUAAACUAUAAGCUUUUCUCAGGAAAUCCUGCAAGACAGUAUGUGUGGGAAGUUAACAGUUGCUAGGCUUCAAUGCCUGCCUGUAACAACCCAUGGAAAAAGAUGUUUCAGCUGGGUAAAGAGAACAAACUGCCCUGUCUGGCGUCCAGGUAGACUAUAAUAUAAAUGUCUCCAUCUGCCUCACCAAGUGUUUUCUUACUAUAAUGCGGAAUGACCAGAAGAAUGGACUCAUGGUUGAUAUAGCUAGUUCAGCUAGCUUACCAGCUAAUUCAAAACUGCUGCUUGGUUUUAAUUUUGUAACCUAUUGCUAUCUGUAAAUAAAAGUUACAUUUUUCAAUAGGUA